Molecule: messenger RNA, 1762 nt
Organism: Periophthalmus magnuspinnatus
Lineage: Eukaryota; Metazoa; Chordata; Actinopteri; Gobiiformes; Gobiidae
Gene: mrpl46
Product: mitochondrial ribosomal protein L46
Exons: 4
Coding region: 8-889 (293 amino acids)
Cellular component (GO): mitochondrial large ribosomal subunit
Molecular function (GO): structural constituent of ribosome
Source: RefSeq, a predicted model, not a curated record
GAAAAAAAUGGCUGCCCCCUGUGGAAGGAUGGUGAGUCGUUCUGUCAUACAGUUUUUUUGUACAUUUUCCCGUCCUAAAAGCAGAAAUGUGGGAUUUCGACAGUUCGGUAUCAGUUCUGCGUGUCGGGUGACUCUAAAGACCAAAAGUGUGUCAGAAACAGCCAGCCCAUCUCCGUAUGGUUUAGCGGCAGCGGUGUAUCUCCAGCGACUACCCGUGAUCUCUGCGGACUGUUCUCCCAUCGAGCAGAGUUUCAAAGACAUGAUGCAUCAGAUUGAACUCGAGAAGAGCCUGUUGUCAGACCAUGAGCUGCGUUUGAUCGAAGAUGCUGAGAGGCUGAAGAGGAAGCAGGCUGACGAUUAUGACUCGGAUGAGGAGGACAGCCACAUGGAUCAGGACAUCGUAUUGACCCAGGACUUGGAGGACUCCUGGGAACAGAAAUUCAGGAGCUUCCAGCCUGCCCCAAGGGUUAGAGAUGAUGUGGAUAAAGACAUGAGUUCAGUGCAGCGCUGCCUGGCCGACUCUCUGGUGCUGGUAUCUGAACAGACGGUGGGGGAUCAGAAGUUGUGGCUGCUACCUCAAAUGCAGUGGCAGGAGGGCGAGACGCUCAGGCAGACCGCCGAGAGGGCUCUGGCUUCACUCCCAGUUGGUCUCAAGGCGACUUUCCUUGGUAACGCCCCAUGUGGAGUUUACACGUACAAACUGCCCAAGCCUCUGCGCACUGAGAGUUCACUUGGGACAAAGGUAUUUUUCUUCAAAGCCAUUCUGUCAGACAGUGGUCCUUCUGCACCUCCUAAUAGUGCUCUCCUCUGGCUGAAGAAAAGUGAACUGCAGGGUUAUCUCAAACCAGCAUAUCUGAUGAAGGUCGAGCGAUUCAUUCUCGACUUGUGAAAAGUUGGACAUUGAUAUUGCAAAGUUAUUUUCUUUUUCUGCUUCUGUUUUAUAUAAAUUAAUGAUAACAUCUCGAAAGCUGCCAGUCUCUAUGAAGUUAUUACUUUGCCUGGAAUAUUCCACGUGAUGGCAUUAAACUUACCUAUUUCCAUGAGGAUAAGCAGGUAACACCACUAAGUUACAGAUCAGAUGUGUGGAGGGUUACACUGUUUAUAUUUACAAUGCAUUUUUAACAAGGUAUUUGUCAAAUCAAAAUAUCACAUGUAAUUAAAUAAAUAUAAGAUGGGUGAUUUAAUGCCAUUAUGUGGGGCAUUCUAAGCAAAGCAAAGACAUCUCCAUGGAAACAAGCAGAUGGCAGAACCUCAUAUUUAAAAGGAUUCUCGCUGUACAAAUAAAUGAGAGUGUUUACCAAUUACACUGUGUGCAUCGUCAAAAAUUAAUACAAGAAUACUUAGCCCUGACCUGAAUGAUUUAGUGGAUUUGAAGAGAUUGUGAAAUGAUUAAUUUAGAUGUGUACCAGUGUUUUGUUUUGUUGUAACCUCAGCCAUAACAAGAGCAAGUGAGAACCGGAUCUCUGAGUGCACACUUGAUGCUGAACUGAGGGGGCUUGGCAAACCUGUUAGGAGUCAUCUGUUGAGCCUACCUGACUACACUGUUUCACCAGCGAACACUAGAUGGCAGUAUUGACACGCCGGGGAACAGGGACACGGUGAUAAGCUGUGUAAUUAUUGGUGUGCCGUGGCCUCAAUGGGUCACUGCAGAGAGAGCUUUUGUGAUCAGCACAGAUCCCUCUCAUUCGUACAGAAAUUAUCCAUCAGACAGAGAUAACGUUCUCCGGAUUCUUUUUAGUAGGUAAGAGCAUUGUGAUGUUCC